Messenger RNA from Cavia porcellus (domestic guinea pig), 3630 nucleotides. RefSeq names its product peptidyl arginine deiminase 1 (gene Padi1). Gene Ontology annotation, cellular component: nucleus; cytoplasm. The transcript has 16 exons. The record is from RefSeq and is a predicted model, not a curated record. Gene Ontology annotation, molecular function: protein-arginine deiminase activity; calcium ion binding. The coding region runs from base 121 to 2112 and encodes 663 amino acids. Lineage: Eukaryota; Metazoa; Chordata; Mammalia; Rodentia; Caviidae.
CCAGCCCAGCAGAACUCACACUCCCUCCCGGUGCCCGGGUGCCUGACAGGAGCUAGGGAGUCGGGGUGUGCAGCUACCGGGUGCCGGAGCUGUCCUCGGAGGUGGGGAGCAGGAGACAGGAUGGCCCCAAGGCGAGCCGUGCAGCUGUCCCUGAAGAAGCCCACCUAUGCUGUGUGUGUGGUGGGGACUGAGACACUGGUGAACGUCCACAGAGAUGUGCCCAGAGGUGCCAAGACCUUCAGGGUCUCUGGGAGCUCUAAGGUGGAGGUCUCUAUGGUCUAUGAUCCCAGAUGGGUGACAGAACCCACAGGCAAGGCCCACUGGCCACUGGAUGCCAGUGUGGAUGUGGUCAUAUCUGUGGACACAGCCAGUAAGGAUUUAAACGACCUCAAGGUGAAGGUGUCAUAUUUCAAGCAGCAGGAGGACGAUCCCCUGGGCCACAGCAUGCUCUACCUGACUGCAGUGGAUGUUUCCCUCGAUGUUGAUGCCAGCCGCAUAGGCAAGGUGAAAAGGUGCCAAAGGGACAAGAAGACCUGGCGCUGGGGCCCCGAGGGCCACGGGGCCAUUCUGCUGGUGAACUGUGACAAGGACAGCCGUAAAUCGCAGAAGCCUGAUCUCUACAGCAGCCAACCGGUGUCCCUGGAUGACCUACAGGACAUGUCCCCCAUCGUGCUGACCUGCGACGGCCCUGAUGAGCUGUUUGACCGACACAAGCUGGUCCUGAGCGUGUCCUCGUCCGACUCCAGGAGGGUGCGGGUCUUCCAUGCUCGGGGCGGAACUUCGGUCUCCGACUACAGGCAGGUGCUGGGGCCUCAGCACCUGUCCUACCACGUGGAGCGGCAGCCGGGCGAGCAGGAGAUCAGGUUCUGCGCCGAGGGCCUCGCGUUUCCUGACGCCGACUUCUCGGGGCUGGUCUCGCUCAGCGUCAGCCUGGUGGACACAGUGUCCCUGCCAGAGGUGCCUCUCUUCACAGACACCGUGGCCUUGCGUGUGGCUCCCUGGAUCAUGACCCCUAACACCCAGCCACCCUUAGAGCUCUACGUGUGCAGCGUCACAGAUCAGCAUGGCUCCAACCAGAAGUUUCUGGAUGACAUGGCUUACCUGGCCCUGAAAGCCAACUGCAAGCUGAUCGUCUGCCCCCGGGCGGAGAAUCGCAAUGACCGCUGGAUCCAGGACGAGCUGGAGUUCGGCUACAUCGAGGCCCCGCACAAAUCCUUCCCUGUGGUCUUCGACUCACCCCGGAACAGAGGCCUGAGGGAUUUCCCCUAUAAGAGAAUCCUGGGUCCUGACUUUGGCUACGUAACCCGGGAGCCCCUCAACUCUGGCGCCUCCAGCUUAGAUUCCUUCGGCAACCUGGACGUCAGCCCGCCUGUGACCGUGGGUGACACGGAGUAUCCCCUGGGCCGGAUCCUCAUCGGCAGCAGCUUCCCCAAGUCCAGGGGCCGGCAGAUGGCCAAGGUGGUGCGAGACUUCCUGGCAGCGCAGAAGGUGCAGGCGCCCUUGGAGCUCUACUCGGACUGGCUGGCCGUGGGCCACGUGGACGAGUUCCUGAGCUUCGUGCCCACCUCCGACCCCAAGGGCUUCCGGAUGCUCCUGGCCAGCCCCAGUGCCUGCCUUAAGCUGUUCCAGGAAAAGAAAGAGCAGGGCUACGGGGACGCGGCCCAGUUUGCUGGGUUAAGAUACAAGGCAAAGAGAAGCAUUAACGAGUUGCUGGCGGACAGGCGCCUCAGGAGCGACAGCCUCUACGUCCAGAAAUGCAUCGACUGGAACCGAGAGGUCCUGAAGCGGGAGCUGGGCCUGGCGGAGGCCGACAUAAUCGACAUCCCACAGCUCUUCUCCCUGAAGAGCGACUAUGCCGAGGCCUUCUUCCCCGACAUGGUGAACAUGGUGGUGCUGGGCAAGUACCUGGGCAUCCCCAAGCCCUACGGGCCAGUCAUCAAUGGCCGCUGCUGCCUGGAGGAGCAGGUGCGCGCCCUGCUCGAGCCGCUGGGCCUCCACUGCAUCUUCAUCGACGACUACCUGUCCUACCACCGGCUGGAGGGCGAGAUUCACUGCGGCACCAACGUGCGCCGGAAGCCCUUUGCCUUCAAGUGGUGGCACAUGGUGCCCUGAGCUGCUCCCACGUGCCGCCCCGUCUGCCCCCCUGCUGGGGAACCCUGCCCAGGCAAGGGUGAGGACACACACCGGCCUCCCUCUUUUGGGGGUCCUUGGGACAUCCCCUGCCGUGCCUGCAAGUGUGCUGGCCACUGUGGGCACUGGGCUGCAGGAGUGGACGCCACCUUGCCUGGCCCGAAGAGGACUGACCCCAUCUUUUUCCUCCCCUUCCCCAGCCAUGGCCCCCAGAGGCCCAAGGCCUGUAGCCUUCAUGUGUCCAGCUGGCCACAAGGGGCUCCCCUCUUUCUGGAUGCCUCCUGUGGCUUUGGGUCUGCACCAGCAGUGGGUGCUGACCCCCACAGGAAGAGGGAUCAGGGCACCUUCCUUCCAGAGGGGACGUAGGCUGUGAAACCACAGUGCCCUUCAGCUGUAGAAAACAAACAGGACAGGAAAUCCUGGUGUCCAAGGAGGCGACGAAACCCCUUUAAUACCUGCCUUAGCCCUUGCAGGGUGCUUGUUACUUGUCUGGAAGCCUUUAAUUAAGCAGAGCUGGCUGCUUCCGGCCUAAAAUGCUGAGCAACAGAGAGGGAUUUGGGGAAGCUGAGUAAGGAGGCCUGGGCAGGAGAGGAUGAGGCCAGAGUGGCUGGGCAGUGUCCUCCGGGCCUGGAAGCUUCUGCACCCUGGGACCGCCAGGGCUCUGAAUCUAUAGGCAGCUGGCUGUUCCAGAUGUGGUGGGGGUGGGGCCAGGUGUGAGAAGAGGGUGGGGGACCAUUAGGUUAUCUCCGAAGGUGGGGCUUAAUUUCCUUUAAUAGUCUGUCAUUAUCCCCUUCCUUCUGCGGGCAGGGGGAGGGGAAGGCUGGUCCACGAUCCCUCAGCGGCCUGCCCCCUCCGUCACAUACAUGCACACAUGCACACAUGCACAGCUUUGCCUGUGAGCAACCCCUGUGGCAGGCCAGGUCCCUCCCACAGCAGGACAGACAGCUGCUCGUCAGUUUAAUGGCCCUAUUAGGCCACAGAGGCGUGUGCAGGCAGGCCGAGCGGCUGCAGCUGCCUGGGCAGGAGCGAGCGGCCUGCGUCCUCUCCACCAGCUGGGGAGCUGUGGCCACUGUCAGUCCUCUUUCCUCUGGCCAUCUGUAUUUGUGGUGGCCUCUGGUGAGUCCUCAGACCGAAGCAGCUAUGUCACUCUUUUAGGCUUGGAAUUAAAGAGUCAGGAGGGGUGACAAGGGUGGGGGAGAACCUGGAUCCUCCCUUCUGGAAGGUUCCCAGGCCCUUGGAAAGCUCUUUGUCUGACCCUGGCACUUUUGUCUUAGGAUCAGGACCCAGCUGAGGCUGAGGAUGUGGGGUCGGGAUUGGAAGCCCCUAGGGAAAGGGCCCCUGGUGGGAGGGGAGCAGGCGUGCAGAGAGAGAGGGAGUUUGGAGGCUGUGGAGUUGCUGCUGGGGCCACUGGGUCCUGGAGUCCUGCUGAGACUGUUCUGGUGGCCAGUCACCUAUUUCUGAUCAAUAAAAAUGUCAGCAUGCAUUUCCUUUGCUUGUGUG